Klebsormidium nitens is the source of this 4739-nucleotide messenger RNA. The record is from the annotation of a GenBank genome assembly. Lineage: Eukaryota; Viridiplantae; Streptophyta; Klebsormidiophyceae; Klebsormidiales; Klebsormidiaceae.
AUGGAAAUAUACAAGCAAGCUUCUGGAUCGCCGCUCACCAUGGCUGCGGCGGACGGCGCAUACUCCACGGCCACCGCCAACCGCGAGGAGGCCGCGCGGGCGCGCGAGAUCGCGCUGCAAAAGAUGGCGGAGAAGGACUGGGAGGGCGCCAAGCGCAUCUGGCUCAAGGCACAGCGCCUCUGCCCCGACUUGGACGGGAUUGCGAGCGGGAUCGCGGUGGCGGAGGUGCACAUCGUUGCGAACGGAACGGUGUACACGUCGCCGCACAAAGAAGUCACCAGGGACUACUAUGGGAUCCUGGAUGUCAGGCCUGAUGUGGGCCGGCCGGCGCUGAUGCAGCAGUACAAGAAGCGGGCGUUCCAGCUGCAUCCGGACAAGAACCAGCAACCGGGCGCCGAGGCCGCUUUCAAGAUCCUGGGGGAGGCGUACGAGACCCUGAAGGACGAGCAGAAGCGCUCAAAGUACGACCGGCAGCGCUCGGCGCGGCUGGCCUCGCAAAGCCUCGCCCGCAACGGCAGUCAGCAAGCCCGUCGGGGCCCCGGAGGCGUGCACCCCCAGAACCGGGGGCCAUAUGCCCAAACUUUCGGGGGGCAAACCUGGCAAACCUUUUUUGCCGGGGAGGGCGGUUUCCCACAGCAGCAAGCGCACGCGCGGGGUGGCACACAGCCCGGAUACCCAGUGAACGGGCAUGCGGGGACCGUUCCCCAAGCGCCUUUUGCAGCCAAUCAGGCGGGGGUGCCUCAGCAACGGCCGGCAUCGGCUUCGCAAUACGCGCAGAGGCCCCCAGCUGCGCAACAGCCGGGCGGUCCGGCGGCCCGGGGGGGUGUGCAACCGGGGGGCAAUAACCUGGGGGCUCAGCCGGGUGCUUAUGUCCGCCAAGCGGGUCAACCGGCGGCGUUUGUCCAGCAACAAGGCGCUAACCAAAGGGUUCCGGGGAGUACGGCGGGGGCGCCUGCCGGCCAGCAUGCCAGUGGGAUUCAACCGGGCGUUCAAACGGGUCAACCGAGGGUUUCCUCCAGCCAGCAGGGGGUUCCGGCGGGGCAACCGAGAGCUUAUGGGGGUCAGAUGGGGGCUUAUACCAACCAACAGGCUGCACAAACCGGUCAGCCGGGGGUGUACACCACUCAACCGGGGGUGACAGUUAAUCCAGGGGCGCAAACGGGUCUACCGGAAGUGCGUUUCAACGUGUCGGGGGUUCCUGUUAGCGAGCCAAGGAUAUCCGUACAACAGCAGGGGGCAUCCGCGGGCCAACCGAGGGCGUAUGCGGGGCAACCGGGCGCGCAAGCAAGCCAACCUGCCGGGUUUGCCCCUCAGUCCGGUCAGCAGAGGGGUUAUACCGAGCACUACGGGGCGGGCGCAUCUGCAAGCCAGCCGGGAAUCCAAACUGGUCAACCGCGGCCUUAUACUGGGGCUCCGGGCAGCCAACCUAGCGCUUAUGCCCCCCAACCCGGGGCGCCGACGAAUCAAUCGAGGCCUUAUGCAGGCCAGCAGGGCGCUUAUAUUCCUCAACAGGGGGUUCCAACCAGUCAACCGGGGGCGUAUGCCGCUCCAGGGGCGGCUGCGCCCUUCCCGCCACAGCCCUCAGGCGCCCGGGGGAUCCCCCCAGGGACCAAUACAGCGUUCCAGCCAUCUGGGCAGCGGCCAGGGGGGCCGUUUCCAGGGCCCAAGGCAUGCCCCGCAGGUCGAUUCAUCUGCAAGUGCCCGUCGUGCUUUCAGAGGUACACUUUUCCGGUCGAGAGCAUGGGCAAGUAUGUGUACUGCAAGUGCCGGGCGAGGAUCAUGGCGGUGAAGGAGGCGCCAGGUGGCGGCGCGUCAGGGGCCCACCUCGCAGCCACGCCCCGAGCCGCUCCCCCGUCUUUUCCUGCGGCACCAGCGCCGGCGCCUGCGCCAGCACCUGCUCCUGCUCCCCCCCAGCCUCCAGUCGUCCGACCGGCGCCGCCUGCCCCCCAGGCUCAGCCACCGGAAGCCCGGCGCACGGUCGUCGAGCAGGCAUGGGCGGAGGCCGUCAAAAUCAGGACGGACCACGAGAAGGAGAAGCGGCGCGAGGAGCGUAAGCUGCGCAAGCAAGAGAAGGUGGAGCGGGAACAAGAGCUGGAGCGCCUCCACGUGGCCCGAGCAGCCGCUAAGCAACGGAAGGCCGAGGAAAAGGCGCGGCGUCACAAGGAGCGCAAGGAACGCGAAGAGAGCGAGAGAACGCGCCUGGCGUCGCAAGCGUCGCAGCGGGUCGACGACGAGAGCCGGGCGAAAGUGGUUGCAGAGGAUGAGCAGAUACCCCUGCGACCGGAAACCAGGGCGGUAAUCGUAGAGGACAUGGAUGUGGAUGGAGCGAACGGUGUGGAGGGCGAUGUGAAUGGGCUCCGGGAAGGUGUGAAUGGCCUCGGGGUAGGUGUAAACGGGCUCGGCGAAGGAGUUGGAGAAGACUCCGAGGACGAGCCCCUGGUUAGGAAGCGGAAAGCAAGGCCGGAAUCGGCAUCGACCGGGGCGGACGGAGUUCGGGACGCAAACCGGAACGGAAUUUUUGAGCGAGGCGGGGGAGCGGGGCCUACGGGACGUGAUCCCGAGGACGAGCCGAUCCGGAGAGGCAAGCUUCGGAAAGUGGCGGAACUGGGAGAGGCGGAACGGAAAGACGGAAAGGUUUCGGACGGAGUCUCCAAGCUAGAAAGAGGCGAAACGAACGGGGUAAAGGGAGUGUCGGGAAAGGAGCAAAGCAACGGGCUCGUGGGGCAUGGUACAGGAGAGAAGCGGAAGGCGGAAGCUAAGGAUACAGAAAGGGGAGACGGUGCCGGGGGUGGGUUAAGUUUGGGAAUAGGGGGUGGGUUUUGGGUGGGUUUAGAAACGGCUUCAGGGGCAGGGACAGGUUUGAAUUUGGGUUUGGGGACUGAUUCCGGUGCGGCGAACGGUUCAAAGGCGGGGACGGUUCCGGUUGAGAAUGAACAAAGGAAAAGGCAAAAAGUGAACGUCGUUGACCUGGCAAGUUCCGAGGAGGAAGCGGUUCACGGUGAAAUGGAAAACGAGGCCGAUGCAAAGAGGAGGGCGGAAAAGGGGAAGGCCAAAGUGGAAGAAGAUUCCGAGAUGGAAGCGGGCGGAACGACGCAAAUGGGAACGGAGACGGAACAAGACGGAACGGGGAUGGUUGUUGAAGAGGGCGGAACAGGACAAACAGAAACGGAAACGGAAGAGGGCGGAACGGAAAAGGAAGCGGAAACGAGGAGAGCGAUCGUGGCAGACGAUGAUCCGAGGGAGGUCUUGGCGGGGCGGGCAAAGCGGAAACUGCGGCGGUUGGUCGAUAUUCUAAAGAGUGCGACGGCUCUUACGAAGGAAGAAGCGCUGGCGGAGGAGGCCUCUCCAGACGGGCCGCGAGAGCCGCCGUUUCUGCGCCCUGCAAAGACUGCCCCUGGUGUGAAAACAACCCCGGGUGGGAAAGCGCCCGCCAUUGCAAAGAAGUCCCCUGCACUGAAAGCUACGCCCAUCCUGAAAGCUUCCAGCGACGAGCGGGAGCUUCUUAGCCAAACCUUGCCCGCGAAUGAUGCGGCGGGGCCGUCGGGCGCAAAUGGAAACCCUACGGAAAAGCUCCAAGGGGAAGCUUCUGAACCGGCUGGCGAGGAUCUACACCAAGCUCCUACGGAGCCUGGGCCGUCCGAUGUGAACGGGCACCCGCCGGUGGACGAGAACGGAGCGUACACCACUCCCGACUCGGUGUUUUUCGAAUUCGACGAGGUUCGAAAGGAGUCGGACGUCCUUCCCGGGCACUACUGGGCGCUGUACGACGAAGCGGACGGCAUGCCCCGAUUCUACGGGCGCAUCGACGCGGUUUGCGCUAACCCGUUCCGGGUGAACCUGACCUGGCUAGAGGCGACCGAGAAGAACCGCGCGGCGUUCUACGGGCGGCACCCCCCGCUGCGGAUGGAUGAGAUCAGCCCGGGGACGGGGGAGUUUAUAUUCGGACAGAGCACGCACUUCAAUUCGGUCAACAGCCUGGCAUAUCGGCAGACGGCAAUCGAGCCGUUGGAGGGCGGCGCAAAACUCUUCCCCCGGUGCGGGGAGAUCUGGGCGAUGUUCGAUGCGGAGAGGGGUGCGAAGCGAGACCGGGGGGGCGAGGAAAAGGCAGCGUUACAGUAUGAGUUAGUGGAGAUUGUCGGCAUUGAUGGGGGGUAUACGGUGACGAAGCUGGUGCGGUUGCCGCGACACCCGACGCUGUUCCAAGCGGUGCGGGGGCCGAACGGGAAGCCGCUCAGAGUGCCCGUCAAACCUGCGGACGUUCCGCUCUUCUCGCAUCGAGUUCUUGGGAAACGGGUGCCUAGAAACCUGAUCGAAGUGAAUGGAACGAGCCGGAACGUCGAAGUCUGGGAGCUUGACCCAGCGGCUCUUCCCUACUAGUCUGGGUCUGGUAGUUUGAUCCACUUUCCAUAGAAUCCAAGUCCAGAUUUCCGACUAUUGCCCACAUGAGGCCAUACUUGAUUUUGACUUGAGAGAGGCGGUUUCGCAGGAACCGACAGUAAAAAUUGCUGCUUUAUGCAGAUUGUGAUUUGUCCAGCUCAGUCGCUUGUACAGGUUGAUAGAAGAACACUGACUCUCCGAGUCGUUAAAAGAGAAUUCGGAGAUGCAAUUGCAGAACGAUCUCGACACUGAUUGGAUCCUGGAACCAUAAAUCUGUUCCUCUAUUGAGGGUGACCAGGAGCCCGUGGCCCUGGAAGCACAUCAUUGCCUAACGAUGUGCUCCUCAAAAGAAAGAAAGCUCG